AUGGCGGACGGAUCCGCGCAACCGAAACCGAGCAGCAGCGUGAAGCUGGUCUUGCUCGGCGAAGCAGCAGUCGGAAAGGUAUAUCGCACGGGCAGACACAUCGCUGAGCUCAGAAAGCUAAUCUUAUCGCAGUCGUCGCUCGUUAUGCGCUUCGUCAACAACGACUUUCAAGAAAACAAGGAACCCACAAUUGGAGCCGCAUUCCUCACACAGAAAUGCAACCUGCCAACCCGAACUAUCAAGUUUGAGAUCUGGGACACGGCGGGUCAAGAGCGCUUCGCGUCCCUUGCGCCCAUGUACUACCGCAACGCCCAGGCCGCGCUCGUCGUCUACGAUAUCACUAAACCCUCGUCCCUCACAAAAGCCCAGCACUGGGUCGCCGAGCUACAUCGCCAAGCCUCGCCCGGCAUCGUCAUCGCGCUCGUUGGAAACAAGUCUGAUCUGGCAACUGCUGGUGGAGAAGAUGUCACUGAAGACGCAGACGAUGCGCCGGCAGCUGAGGGUGAGGAUGCCACGGAAGAAGACGGCGCUGACGCACGGAGAGUACCCGUCAAGACUGCAAAGGCAUAUGCCGAAGAGGAGAGCCUGCUGUUCUUCGAGACCAGCGCAAAGACCGGACAGAACGUCGCAGAAGUCUUUACAGCGAUUGCGAAUGCAAUUCCAGAGACCAGCUUGAAAGGCCCACGAGGCGUCGGUGGCCAGACAAACCUCGGCAGGCAAGAGGACGCGCGAGUGAAUCUUGGCAGUGCCCGUACAGAGGGCGCAAAGGAGGGUUGCGCAUGCUGAGACUAGUUUGGUGCAGGUACAUGCAGUUUUCUGAACAUAUGAAUAUGGAUUUUCGAGCGAGCUUCCUUUGUUGAGGCGUUGCAUGCGGUUAGUUUCCAUCGUCAAUACCAGUUAAUCUCUGAUGUUUAAUCGUU
Parastagonospora nodorum SN15 is the source of this 920-nucleotide messenger RNA. RefSeq lists its product as hypothetical. The record is from RefSeq and is a predicted model, not a curated record. The coding region runs from base 1 to 786 and encodes 261 amino acids. NCBI's taxonomy places the organism in Eukaryota, Fungi, Ascomycota, Dothideomycetes, Pleosporales, Phaeosphaeriaceae. The transcript is spliced from 2 exons. Gene Ontology annotation, molecular function: GTPase activity; GTP binding.